Messenger RNA from Sceloporus undulatus (fence lizard), 3227 nucleotides. RefSeq names its product FXYD domain containing ion transport regulator 1 (gene FXYD1). The transcript is spliced from 8 exons. The record is from RefSeq and is a predicted model, not a curated record. Gene Ontology annotation, cellular component: membrane. Lineage: Eukaryota; Metazoa; Chordata; Lepidosauria; Squamata; Phrynosomatidae. The coding region runs from base 260 to 547 and encodes 95 amino acids. Gene Ontology annotation, molecular function: sodium channel regulator activity. Gene Ontology annotation, biological process: monoatomic ion transport; regulation of sodium ion transmembrane transporter activity.
ACUCUUUCCGCCUGUGCUCCCCUCCCAGCUGCACCUUCUGUUCAGCAGCAUGGUGCUUCUUUCCCCCCUCCCUGUUGUCCUGGAGCCAAAGGAGACUAAUUUAGCUCCCAUAAUCUCCCUCUGCCAUGAGCCAGUGCUGUUGCUUUGAUAAAACUUUGUCCCGUUCCCUGAACUCUCUCCAACUCUUGGUUAUCUUCCCCCUGAAACGUCAGCGAGGCCAAGCAGGACAUCUUCUGGAGGGUAGUUGCAAGGGACAGAAAUGGACCUGUGGAUCAUUCUUCCUUUCUGUGGGAUCUUGAUAGGCUCUACAGUUGCAGAACCUCCACCACCCAAAGACCAGCCCCAUGACCCCUUCAAUUACGAUUAUGAAUCGCUGAGAAUCGGGGGCUUGGUUUUUGCAGUUGUGCUGUUCCUGCUUGGCAUUCUCAUUAUCCUGAGUCGGCGUUGCCGGUGCAAGUUCAACCAGCAACAAAGGACGGGUGAACCUGAUGAGGAGGAGGGGGCCCUACGCAGCUCAAUCCGACGUUUAUCUACCAGGAUGAGAUAGAAGGAGCCUAGGAAUGGCUACUCCCAGCGCAUUCUUCUUCCUGGACCCAGAGUGUUCUCUUCCCUGCACUGCAUUGCACAGCCUUAUCCUCUGCUCCCCGCAAUGCUUCCAUCUUUUCCACCGAACCUAGAAAAAUCUAGGCCUGAUGCCUCCAUCCUAAUGUCGCCUAUAAGCUCCCUUUCCCCAUCCCCACGUCUUAAACUGCUGCUCCUAUGCCACUUUCUUUCAUGGAGAGAGGAUUAUGGGACAGCCAUGUCGAUUAAGCGUAGUCCUAGGCAAUGGGCAACGUUCAAGAAAGUUAUUUUGGGGAAUAUAAUUUCCAGAGACCUUCAGUGGGUAUUGUAGUUCAAACAGUGAACCUUUCCAAGCUAAAAUCUGCAUUCUUACACUAUUGUUAUGUUUGAUGGACCUUCCUAAGACCAGCGGAGGAAGGCAAACAUUUUUCAUGCCUACCUGAGGUCUGUAGGUGGGCUGAGAACCAACUGUCCUAUUCUGUCACAAGGUAUCACAAGAAAAUACAAAUAGUAUUUGUGCUCUUUUGGUGUAUGCCUUGUUGUAGAUGGAGUUACCUAGAGAAGCAAACAGCACACCCAACGUCAGGUGUUAACUUCAUUUACUUCCAGCAGUCCAUGCUGGUUUGAGGACAAGAAGAUAACUAAGAAUCAGCUGCCCAGAUGACCAUAGCACUAUACAUGGGGACAUGUAUCACCAAAGCACAUGGAAAGCCACUUCUGUGUAGUGGCUCUCCUGUAUCAUGACACAAAGUCCCUUUCUCUCUCUAGGCCAAUGGAGCAACAAUGAAAGGAUUUGAUCUGGCCUACCAAAACAUGUAUAAAAGAGCAGGCUUGGAGAGAAGAUGGUAGCACAUAAUGAUUUUUUUAAAGUGAUGAUAAAUAAUGCAGUCCUAACUCGCCAGUCAUGAUUUUGCAUUUCCCUCCAGGCCUGUUUCUUGUUUUUAGCAGCUGGCAUCAGGUCUACAGUGAGAAAUGAUCAUCUUGUACUUGUCUGCUGGCGUCUGGGAUUGCAGCCUUGCCAAAAAAAUGCCUCCCCCCAUUUAGUGUCCUCCAAGGGUGCUACUCCCUUAAAAGGAGUGAUGUGGGAUGUGGUCCCAUACUUGGAAAAUACAAUAUUAGCGAAGGCUAGUCCCCUUAUUCUAAAAUAAAUAAAUAAUGGAUAGCUGGGAGGGUGGAAAAGGUGCAACUCCAGUUUUGUAGCUUCUUUCCUGUCCAUUACUUCCUUUGUCAGUGUAGAGUGUAACGUGCUUUUUUGGUUUAGCUCAAGAGUGGACAAUCUCUGAUCCUCCAGAAGUUGUUGGACUGCGACUCCCAUCAUCCCCAUCGAGCGUAGCCAGUAUUGAGGUAUAAUGGGAGGUACGGUCCAACAAUAUUUAUGGGGAUAUAUGCUACUCGCCUCUGGCUUGCACCUUUGCAUGUAGUAUUGCAGGCAAACUUGAUGCAGAUUUCUUCUAAAAUUCCCCACCAAAUAAAUAAACUUCAUUGAAGUGGGGAUGUCUUGGAGCACAAUACUGGAGAGAUACUCUAGUUCUCUUCCUUGCCUUGAGCAAUGGAUGACAAAAUGAUAAAAGCAUUGUUUCCAAUGGCGAAGAAGACAAAAUCCUUUGUAUCUGCUUGUGUUUCACAAGCAUGCAUGUCAUUUUCACCAGAGAUGGCACUGGGAUGAAAGACAUGUGCAUGCGCACACAAUGAGACACAAUUCACCUUGGUGCAGCUACUCCACACACUUGUCUCUCUGCAUCCUUAUCUUUUGUACAAGGACUUUGGAGUGGUCUCCCUGCAUUUGCUGGGGUUAGGGUAAAGGACCCCUGUGAAUGUGGAAAAACUGCACAUAAAAAAACACUAUUCUUUUUACCUGAGAGAACACCUCUCUAGAAAUCUACAGGUCCUUCAAUGCAACUCUGUGGUCAACAUUUGCCAGAGGUUGCUCACAGAAUCAUGCUGGAGGACCUACAAAUGCCUAAAGAAGCAUUUUCUCUAGGAACUUCUAGGUUCUCUAGCACAACUCCAUGGUCAACGUCCAGCAGAAUUGUAGAAUGAUCUUGUAGCAGCAUGAGUGCUCAAAUGGAAACGAUACACCCAUGCACCCAUGAUUCGCGUCCUGAUCUGCGAAUCUGCUUUCUCUGAGGAAGAAGACUGAAGUCUACGAAAGCUCAUGCUGCCAGUUUCUUUCUUUCAGUUAGUCUCAAAUGUACUACAAUAUCUCUCUACAUACUGAUUCCACAGAUUAACAUGGCUAUAUCUUUGAAUUCCAGCAGAAUUGCACUGGGGGACCUGGAGAUUCCUAGAGAGAACACAUUUAUCAAACCCACAAAUAAUCAAAGCCACAAAGGUGGAGGACAAUUGUAUACCAUUGAGAACAAGCAGAAUUCUCUCACAUGGAGCAGUAUGGUUUCUCUUCAGCAGAUGGCAGUACUAACAUUUGCCUACUGAAAUGCCUUGCAACGGUGCAGGAGUCAUGCAGCUGUGAUGGCCUACAAAAUCUAGCGCCUGACCUUCUUACAGCGUGGUCCUUGCCUCUAUCUAGAAGAGCCUUAUUCUAUGGUUUUACUGAUCUCUUUGUAUGUUUCUGACCUUUGUGAGCCUGGCAAGUGCCUUUUAUAAUGUUAAAAUGUACAUAGAUGGAGUUCUAUAAAUCAGUCAAUAAAUAUGCUACUUUCUCCAAA